UUUGGAUUUGAAAAUUAAUUUCAAAUUUUGGUGGCAGAGUCGUAACUCGUACUCGUGAUCUUGUUACGAAACCUUAGAAUAUGUGUAUUUGUUUACAUAUUUCCUGUUGAAUUUAUCCGUACUAUGGACUUUCUCAUUGGUGGACUUGCUGGUGUUGGUGCUGGUUUCUUCAGCAACCCUUUUGAUGUGGUAAAAACUCGCAUGCAGUUACAAGGAGAACUACGAGCUAAAGGUCAACAUGCUGUUUAUUAUAAAAAUAUACCACAUGCCAUUUACACCAUUGUAAAACAUGAUGGCAUAACUGCUCUACAGAAAGGCCUUGCUCCAGCACUUUGGUUUCAAUUAGUAGUAAAUGGGGUAAGAUUGGGAAUAUAUCAACAAGCUGACAACUAUGGGCUUCUAAGAGAUGAGAAGAAUAACACUAAAUUUGUUAACAGUGUAUUUUUUGGUUCUUUUUCUGGCAUGUGUGGUGGUUUCAUGGGCAGUCCUUUACAACUUGUUAAGACCCAACUAAUGUCACACUCAGCUAAGCAAAUAGCUGUAGGCACACAACAUGCCCACCCAGGAAUGAUGAAUGCCUUAUCAAAGACUUAUAGGAAAAAUGGUCUUAUAGGUUUAUGGAGAGGAGCCCAUGGCAUGAUGUUAAGAAACUCUACUGGUUCUGCUUCUCAAAUUGUAGCAUAUGCAAUGUGUAAAGAAUGGAUGGACAACAAUAACAUGUUCCAGCAAUCCAAAUAUCUUCCUGCUUUUUUAGCAAGUAACAUUGGUGCUAUUGUUAAGACCAUCACACUAACACCAAUGGAUGUCAUUAUGACGAGACUCUAUAAUCAAGGGGUUGAUGCACAAGGUCGUGGUCUGCUUUACUCGGGAUUGGCAGAUUGUGCAAUGAAAAUUACUAAAACGGAAGGUGUUUUAGCUUUCUAUAAGGGAAUCGGACCAUCUUAUUUCCGCCAAGCGCCUCAUUCGGUACUUUUACUUGUAUUUUGGGAUAUGUUAAAAGAUUUACAAAAAAGUUACCAACCACUUUCAGUAUAAAUCAAUUCUAUUGAAUAAUCUCCUUAAUUGCAAAUUUAGUACCCAUAGUAUUAUAUAAUAAAUAGGAUAGUAAUUGCUGUGAUUCUGUAGAUACAUAAAAACAAUAUAUAGGUUAUUAUUACUUUACUUUAAGUAUCAGAAGUUCUUAAAUGUAAGGAAAUAAAUAAUAAUUGCCUAAACAAUAAAACUAAGUGAAAUAAAUAAAAUUUAUUAAACACCAAUGGCGUCGGCGAAACAUCUGUAUUUAUAAUUUAUUGUUAUAUCUUUGUAUAAAGUACCUUGAUAAUAUACAUAAUACAUUAAGUAAAUAUCUUUGAACCAAAUGGAGAUUUUAUCCAUUUUUUUUAAAUUGUGAUACAGUAUUAAAUGUAUGUUACUUAUUAAAAGAUCUUUGAGACCAAAGAGUUAACACGUUUUAAAUG
Messenger RNA from Pieris rapae (cabbage white), 1457 nucleotides. RefSeq names its product solute carrier family 25 member 35. The record is from RefSeq and is a predicted model, not a curated record. The transcript has 5 exons. Bases 124 to 1035 code for a protein of 303 amino acids. NCBI's taxonomy places the organism in Eukaryota, Metazoa, Arthropoda, Insecta, Lepidoptera, Pieridae.